AUGCAGGGCUCCCUAAAACACAGUCGUGGUACGCAUACAUACAGAGCUCCCUAUAACACAGUAGUGGUACCUAUACAUACAGGGCUCCCUAUCGAUUUGGAAUUCGGCACAGCUCUCCAGAAUCGGAAAGAAAGACUAAGUGUUCCCAAGUACAGCCAUAAAGAGGCUAUGUUGCAGUGGACAAAACAAACAAGCCUCGAGGAGACUAAUAAGCAGUGGACAAAACAAACCAGCCUUGAGGAGGCUAAGAAGCAGUGGACGAAGAAAACAAGCGCCCACACCAUGUCGGAUCUACUUAUCGAGCCUACGGAGAUCGGAAGGGGCACCCCCAACCGCAACCUGCCGUGGCACGUGCCACCAUGCACAGACUUUCCGGAACGGCCCAACCUCAAACCAUCGGCACUCCGACCCAACCAGAAGUCAACGCACAGUCUGUACAUCAUAAAGGCCCUCAACGAGCUAGGCGUGUACUAUCGGUUGGAUGCCGGAUCACUUCUGGGCAGCUACAGACACGGAGGGUUCAUCCCUGCCGACAAGGACUUAGACAUUGUACUACCCGUGCGACGCAAUCUGCAUCUCGUCGGUGCGGACCACUAUUGCCAAGGUAUAUUUGAAUGCCGGUUGUAG
Molecule: messenger RNA, 627 nt
Organism: Sphaeroforma arctica JP610
Lineage: Eukaryota; Ichthyosporea; Ichthyophonida
Exons: 3
Coding region: 1-627 (208 amino acids)
Source: RefSeq, a predicted model, not a curated record